AUGUCUUACCAGCAGCAGCAGUGCAAGCAGCCCUGCCAGCCUCCUCCUGUGUGCCCACCCCCAAAGUGCCCUGAGCCUUGUCCUCCUCCAAAGUGCCCUGAGCCUUGUCCCCCUCCAGUGUGCCCUGAGCCUUGUCCCCCUCCAGUGUGCUAUGAGCCAUGCCCCCCUCAGCCAUGGCAACCAAAAUGCCCUCCUGUGCAACCUACACCAUGUCAGCAGAAGUGUCCACCCAAGAACAAGUGA
Arvicanthis niloticus (Nile rat) is the source of this 243-nucleotide messenger RNA. The record is from RefSeq and is a predicted model, not a curated record. Lineage: Eukaryota; Metazoa; Chordata; Mammalia; Rodentia; Muridae.